AUACCCACGAGCCUGGGCAAAGGCCUUCUAUCGACGUCCAUAAAACACGUGCCUAGGUUCAAAACCCUAACAGCGCGAGUUGAGUUUUCCUCGGCUGCAAGAUAUUCCCUUUGCAGUAUCCCAGCACUGCAUUUGCCGGUAAACAGCAGUCUAGAACAACAAUGGCGGAGGGAGCAGAUGCGGUGUCAGCGGCAUCAGCUACGGCAACCAUCGGGGUGAAAUUCACGUCUUCGGACAAAGCUGCUGGGCAGGUUUCGAUAUCUCUAGAGGGCACAGUUGGCGAGCUUAAGGGAGCUAUCAGGUCGCAGUUCGACGUCGAGCCGAAGCGCAUCAUCUUCCAGGGGCGCAUCCUCAACAAGGACGACCAGACCCUCCAAGAUUGCAAGCUCAAGGAUGGCCUUACCGUGGUUGUCCAAGUGUUAGCGCCUGGGGCAUCACCCUCGCCGUCGCCUGCCGCAGCUGCCGCAGCGACGGCGCCUGCCGCCGCCGCGGCGGCGGCGUCCCCUGCCACGCCGAAUCCCGCAGCCGGCCUUGCGGCCGCCACGCAAUCGAUGAGCGGGUUGGGUUUAGGCGCGGUUAGCAGCAGCCCGGUGGGGCAGGCCGUGGCGACGGUGUCUCGGCAGCCCGCGGGCGUGGCGCGCGAGUGCCUAACGACUCUUACCAAGGUGAUCGACAACAUCAAGGCACACCCGACCGAGGAGAAGUACCGCAAGAUCAAGAGAGCAAACGCGGGGUUCAGCCGGAAGGUUGGAGCGGUGCCGGGCGGGGAGGCUUGCAUGCGAGCCCUCGGAUUCGUCGAGCACGGGGACGCGCAAGAGAGCUGGCUCCUUGCCCCCAGCGAAGCGGCCUGGAACGUUCUUACCGCCGGCCGCGUAGACAUCCAGAGAGCUCUGGCAACCCUCCCGGGAGCGCCGGCGGCUGCUGGUGCGUCCACCGGCGGCUUCGCGGGGGGGUUGGGGGUGCUCCCUCCCCCCGGGGCGUUUCCCCAGGCCGGGUUCGGGGGCGGGACGGGGGGAGGGGGGAUGCCGGACAUGGCAACGAUGGCGAGGAUGGCGCAGAACCCGGCGGUGAUGCAGGGGAUGAUGAACGACCCUUCGGUGCAGGCCAUGAUGAGGAGUAACCCGCAGAUGGCGGCGGCGAUGCAGUCCGUGAUGGCCCGACCGGGCGGACUGGCUCAGGCAUUCGAAGCGAUUCAAAACAACCCGGCGAUGGCUCAGAUGGCCCAACAGAUGAUGCAGGACCCUACCGCUCUUCAGCGAGCCGCCCAGAUGGAUUUCGGAGGCGCCCUCGCGGCGGGAAUAAACGCCGCACCACCCAACGCCGCACAGGGUUUCCAAGCACCCCCUGCAGGCGGACAGGCGGGGACUCCCGCGGCACCAUCCCCUGCUGCUGGUGCUGCUCCCUCGCCACCACCUGCAGCAGCACCAGCGGCGGCGGUGCCCCCGGCCUCCGAAGGGGGCGGGGAAGCGGGGGAGGAGGGAAAGGAGAUGACGGAAGACGAGCUGAUUGCGGAGGCGAUUCGAAGAUCUAUGGAGGACUAG
Molecule: messenger RNA, 1541 nt
Organism: Ectocarpus siliculosus
Lineage: Eukaryota; Phaeophyceae; Ectocarpales; Ectocarpaceae
Source: the annotation of a GenBank genome assembly